Messenger RNA from Corylus avellana, 834 nucleotides. The record is from RefSeq and is a predicted model, not a curated record. NCBI's taxonomy places the organism in Eukaryota, Viridiplantae, Streptophyta, Magnoliopsida, Fagales, Betulaceae.
AUGGAGAUCUUCAAGCAAGUCAAGAUCGACCUCCCUCUCCUUGAUGCCAUCAAGCAAGUUACAUCAUAUGCCAAAUUUCUCAAGGCCUUGUGUACUCAGAAACGCAGAGGUAGGAAUCAUCUUCCCAAGAAAGUCCUUUUCACCGAGCAAGUGAGCUCACUCUUUCAGCACAACACCCCUUUGAAGUUCAAGGACCUUGGGGCUCCACCCAUUUCCUUCAUUAUUGGAAACCGAGAGAUUGAGAAAGCCCUCAUCGACUUAGAUCUACCUGUUCCAAAUCUAGAGAAGCUGAUUCCUGUCAUCCUUGGUUGUCCUUUCUUAGCCACAGCCAAUACAUGCAUUAACUGUAGGACUGGGGUCAUGGAGAUUUCUUUUAGGAACAUGAAGGUUAGAUUGAAUAUCUUCAAUGCCUUCCAACAUCCACCUGAUCGGAAUGAGUGUUUCUUCUUGGACAUCGUUGAAGAAUCUAUUGAAGACUUACUUCCCUGUAUGUUGACAAAGGAUCCGUUAGAAGCUUGCUUGACUCAUUUUGGUUUAGAUGACUUUGACACAAAACAAUAUAUUAACGAGGUCAACACCUUACUCGAUACUGCUACCAAUGCAGGCUCACCACCAUUGAGAGCACCGAGAGAGUCUUUGCCCUUGACUUCGAGCACUCCUCACAUUCCUUCCCUUGAGUCUCCACCAACACUUGAAUUCAAGCCACUUUUGGACAAGCUCCAAUAUGCCCUCUUAGGAUCUAAUGACACUCUCCCUAUCAUCAUUGCUUCAGACUUACAAAAGUACCAAGAAAGUAGCUUGUUAAUGUUGGCAUUAUGCCCUGAAUCCCAAUGA